UUUAAUUUUCAAUUCACACUGCUCAACCAUUGAAGCUUGGAAUCAGUGCUCGCUAGUGAAGUGUUUGAUCGAAGCAUAGUCACAUACCUUCUCGUUUGACUACGGGCUCCAUAUUGGGGUGGUAGCAACGAGAUUCUAACACCAGAGGAGAACAAGGUUUCGAUCAGGAGUGUGGUAUGCAUUUACCUCAUUCAAAGUUUUGAUUUUUGGAUUGGAGACAAAAUGAGAGUAAUUCAGAAGUUUUUCAUUGCAUCACUGCUCAUGUGGGCAGCCCCUAUUGCAAUAUUAUAUGGUUUUAACCAUAAUCUUCUUCCUGGAACAUCCAGUUUGUCCCCCUACUCUAUGACACUAGUUAGUGGAUUUCUUGCUGUCAUAGCUGUUAAUGUAGUCAUAGCAUUUUACAUAUAUUUGGCGAUGAGAGAACCUGCAGAUAAGCAUGAGCCUGAUCCUAAAUUUCUUGCUGAGGCCAAAGCUAGCAUAAAUGAGUCUACAAAAGAUGAUCAGCAAUCUACACAGCCUCUCAAGAAAGAACAGUAGGAUGGUGUUCUUAGACCUCUUUGUUGUACUCUUUAGCUGCUCAUCUUGGGAAGGAGAGGGGAGAAUGGGGAUGAAGAGAGAAGGUCCUGAAUUUUGUGCCGAUUAUGAUUCUGUUAUGAAGUUUCCAUAUGAUCCAUCUCGUGCGUAAUUUAUGUUUCCAAUGUUAGUUUCAUUGUUUUUUAUUAUAUAUACGAGUUACUUUCAGUUCAGAUCUUCUUCUUUUUUAACCUUUUUUAUGCUCCUUUUUACCAUUUUGGUUUCAAUGCGUUGGAGAAAGUUAUGUGCCUUUUGAUUACUCUACGAUUAAAAAAAGAUGACAACAAAGGAACAACACAUGGGAAUAGGAUCUUAUUACAUAUUCUGCAUAAUUAUCAUUAGUGAUG
This is a messenger RNA of Gastrolobium bilobum, 920 nucleotides long. RefSeq lists its product as uncharacterized. The coding region runs from base 223 to 537 and encodes 104 amino acids. Gene Ontology annotation, biological process: vacuolar proton-transporting V-type ATPase complex assembly. The record is from RefSeq and is a predicted model, not a curated record. Gene Ontology annotation, cellular component: endoplasmic reticulum membrane. The transcript is spliced from 3 exons. Lineage: Eukaryota; Viridiplantae; Streptophyta; Magnoliopsida; Fabales; Fabaceae.